AUGGCCUCCUCGACUCCAACUUCUAACAAGACAACAGCUACAUCAGUAAAGCUACGUAGUUGUGUAAUAUGCAGAAGUCGAAAAGUUCGUUGUGAUAAGUUGUCGCCGUGUUCUAAUUGCCGGAGAGCAAAUAUCCCAUGCGUACUCCCCUCAACUGAUCGACCUCCUCGCUGGGCCCGCCGGCUCGAGCGCGCUGGUAACUCGGUAGCAGAGUCAAAUGGCGCAAAGCCAGGACAAGAAGCUAGUUCCAAGGGAGAUUCGGUUAUUGAGAGACUUCAUAAUCUUGAGAAUUUAGUAAAGGAGCUAAGGGGCCAAUUGGAGCACGCCAAUGCCACAGCAGUGCAUUCCAAUGAUGAUGGCUUGCUUGGGCUUGGUGGUUCUGAUGGUUCAUCUCUCGAUCUAAAUCAUGAUCUAAACAGCUCGAAAGAUAAACUCUCUGUUGAACAUACUUCUGAUGUGCAGAAAAAAUUCGGUAGGCUAGUUCUAAAGGAUGUCAACCGGAGUCGUUACAUAAGUAGUGGUUUCUGGGCCCGCAUGAAUGAUGAGAUUGAGGGAUUACAAAUGGAGACUCGAGGUGCUAUCGACGCUGAUUCUGAUAUAUCUUCAAACAAUGAAGAUGUACCCAAGAUGGUAUCCACAUUGGAGCACGAGCGAACUCCAUCGGAGCGGCAUGGUUUUUUAUUCAAACACAAUCUAAACCUUUCUGAUUCCGACCUCUCUAAGUUGCGUCCAUUGCCGUCACAGAUACCUUUCCUGCUGAACGUAUACUGUGAAAACAUCCACGUAUUCAUGCGAAUUGUAGAUAUGCCGGCCAUCACCGACAUGAUCCGUGAGUUACGUGGAAACAAGGGCAAGGAACUCACGCCAGCAAAUGAAGCUUUAAUGUUUUCCAUCUAUUACGCUACAGUAACCUCAAUGGAAGAAGACGAGGUCAUAAGCAACUUUGGCUGUACAAAAUCGGAGUUAAGUUUCAAAUAUCGACUUGGUCUGGAAAAUUCACUUGCAAAGGCUGAUUUCCUCAGUGAGCCUGAUAUAACCCUUGUCAAAGCUCUGCUCAUCUUUCUUUUUCUGGUUCGGCGUCACGAGAGUCCUAGAUUUGUCUGGAUGAUGACGGGCCUGGUCAUAAGGAUGGCUCAAGCUUUAGGUCUUCACCGGGAUGGUUCUCACUUUCCUAACCUUACUCCCUAUGAGAUUGAAACUCGUAGGAGAGUAUGGUGGACGGUAUGUUUGCUAGAUUUGCGAGCAUCCGAGGAUCAAGGUACAGAACUGAGCACUACUGGUAAUAGUGUUGACACAAAGUUUCCACUCAAUAUUAAUGAUGCCGACCUCAAUCCUCAUACAAAGGAUAUGCCACCAGCGCGUUCAUGUGUAGCCGACAUGACCCUUACUGUUGUUUCAGCCGAGAUGUGUGAUGUUAUGAGACGGUUGAUGGCUUCAAGCAUCGGAGAAAGUCCGUCAAGUCCCGAAAUUCAAAGCCGAUUGUUACAUGAACUUUACGGGACAGUCGACAAACACUUUCUUCGAUUCAACAUGGGGAGUAAGACCAUUGCAUCCUGGUGUCUAUCAACUUUGACACGCAUGGUUGUGUCCAAAAUGAUUCUUAUUCUUAACCUUCCGGUGCUCUUCUCCUCUCCCAGCGAGAACCAUUCGGAGAAGGUUCGAACAAAACUCCUAAUAUCUGCCAUUGAGGUAGCCGAGUACAACCAUGCCCUUAACUCCGAGAAGGCUUGUCAAAAUUGGAAUUGGCUUUUUCAAACUUGUACGCAUUGGCAUGCAAUCGUAUACCUCUUAAUAGAAACUUCUCGACGCCAAUGGUCCCCCAUUAUCGAGCGAGCUUGGGUCGCUCUUCAUAGCAAAUGGUUGAUUCCUCGGCAAUUAACCAAUACCUCAGAAAGAGACGAGAACUCGCGCAUCUGGGUCCCGCUACGGAAACUUAUGGCUAAGACGCGUAAACAUCGAACAGCUGAGCUACAACGUCUGCGAGAGAAUUCAUGGUCAGCAAUUGAACUAGAGAGGGAAGAUGAAAAAAUACCGCUUCCAGCCAGUCCAGUACCGUCUUAUGAUGGAAACUCCGAUAAUGUCUUUCGCGAACGUUGGCGUCAGCUGGUUGCAAUACCUCUAGAGAUUGAGGAUCAGAGACGGCCUGCUGAGAUGUAUACCCCAGAAUCAACUGCUAGCGGCCCACCUACAAUUCAACGGAGCCUUGAUUCCACAUCGGUGUACGAACACAACGACUCUUCCUCGAAUCUGUACAUUGACAAUAGCAAAUUUUCCGGUCAAGAAUCAUCGAAUCUGUAUGACCAGUCAGUAAAUCCUCAAAGUCAAACAGGAAUAGAGCAAUCUUCAUAUCUAUCACACGACGGGGUUGAUCCCACCUCAAGUGGGUGGUAUGGUCCCAGUCUAAAUGUAAAGUCAAAUGAUAUGACACCUCCAUGGAGCGAAAUUGACCCCUCAGCCGGCAUGUGUGAAGAUAUAGAUGUCAACAUGGAUCUUGACAUGGACGUGAAUUGGUAUGAAUGGAUUGAAUCGGCACAGGUCAUGGAUCUUCCACUUUAA
Molecule: messenger RNA, 2556 nt
Organism: Botrytis sinoallii
Lineage: Eukaryota; Fungi; Ascomycota; Leotiomycetes; Helotiales; Sclerotiniaceae
Exons: 3
Coding region: 1-2556 (851 amino acids)
Biological process (GO): regulation of DNA-templated transcription; DNA-templated transcription
Molecular function (GO): DNA-binding transcription factor activity, RNA polymerase II-specific; zinc ion binding; DNA binding
Source: RefSeq, a predicted model, not a curated record